AUGGCCACAUCAUCUACCAAUUCCCAGGAUUCCCGCCAGCUAGCACCCCUACGAGAUACCCGCGCUCAGUUGUUCGUUGGCAAUCUCCCGUAUCGAGUCCGUUGGCAGGACCUCAAGGAUCUUUUUCGUCGCGCAGGCACUGUCUUACGUGCUGACGUAUCACUAGGUCCUGAUAAUCGCUCACGAGGCUAUGGCACUGUCCUUCUAGCUACUGCGGAGGAUGCGGGAAGGGCAAUUGACAUGUUGAAUGGAUAUUGCUGGCAGACCAGAGUCCUGGAGGUGCGCCCCGACAGGCUUGGCGCAAGUGUCGAUGAAAUGGGUGCCAGCCUCGCAAUCAGAGGCGCAAAUGGCCACCCCUCAGGAUUUUCAUCUUCAGGCAAACUAUAUGAUGAAAACACGUUUGGACAGGAUGUUGUAGGUGGCACUGGAAUGAAAUCCCUCUUUGUGGGUAACCUUCCCUUCCAUAUCCAAUGGCAAGAUUUGAAGGAUUUAUUUCGUGCCGCUGGCGCUGUUGCUCGAGCAGAUGUUACCGUCGGGCCUGAUGGGCGCUCUCGCGGGUUCGGAACAGUCAGCUUCCUUACGGAAGACGGUGCCGAGCGCGCGCGUAGGAUGUUUGAUGGGUGCGUUGCUGCCUUCUUCAUGACGUACGAUGCGCCUUCCGGGUUUAUGUGCACAUCCCUCUCUUGUUCACAUUUUGACCAUAAAAUAUUUUCGCUGUGUAGUGGCACUACACUCGAUAGGAACCCUUCUAUGCUUUCGUGUUCUGUUAAUCAAUUCUGCCUCAUGUACUGA
Molecule: messenger RNA, 792 nt
Organism: Suillus subaureus
Lineage: Eukaryota; Fungi; Basidiomycota; Agaricomycetes; Boletales; Suillaceae
Exons: 3
Coding region: 1-792 (263 amino acids)
Biological process (GO): regulation of mRNA stability involved in response to oxidative stress
Cellular component (GO): cytoplasm; post-mRNA release spliceosomal complex; nucleus
Molecular function (GO): mRNA binding
Source: RefSeq, a predicted model, not a curated record